Linum tenue is the source of this 1819-nucleotide messenger RNA. The record is from the annotation of a GenBank genome assembly. NCBI's taxonomy places the organism in Eukaryota, Viridiplantae, Streptophyta, Magnoliopsida, Malpighiales, Linaceae.
UCACAUUUUCAUUGAAUGGCUUGGGAGAUAUGAGCUCCCAAAGUAGGUAACUCAAACCUGACCCAACACUUAGCCAAAUUCCUUCCUUCUUCUUCCAAACUCCACUUCCUUCUUCCUCAAGCAAUUCCAGCUUCAAGAUUGAUCCGAUUGAGAUCAUAUCAGAAGCCAUGUCCAAAUGCUGCUUCUCGUCGAAAUCCCUUGAUUACUAGUCAUGACUGCCAUUCAAAGAUUGACUGGUGUCAAACAGCAAGUUCUUUUAUUGAGCAGGAGAGAAUUCUGUGCCAUGAGCUAGAGAGCAUGGUUACCUUGUCUUCAAGGAGCGAGGCUAAGAGUAUUGAACCUGUUGCUGAUGACAACAUUGUUGAAAUUAAUCCUUUGAGAAUCUCUCCUCCAAAUGCAAGAGAUUCUGCUGUCCUGAAUGAUGUUACGUCAACGAAUUGUUUUCACCGCCUGCACACGGAUGAUGAUAGUGACUUGGGUUAUGAACAAUUGGAAGCAUACCCUGAAGUUACUAGUGAGGCUUCAACUGAGGCAGCAACAUAUGUGAAGGUUAGUAAUAAAUAUUUUAUAUGAUGUGCUGUGUGAUGGUUUCUGUGGACUCAGUUAGGGACUGGUUUUCUCUUCACUAUGAUGUCUUUGUUUUAUGUCAUAACUAGGUGAAGUCGUUCCUUUUUAUCGUGUGGAUAUCUGUCAACGUAGGUUUUCAUGGCUUCUGGUUCUGAUGCUAAUCAAACAAAUGCUGGAACUUUUGAGGCUCCCUUGACUACUAACAUACCAAAUAGCCAUUCAUUUCGUGCCACAUCAGAAGAUUCACUACCUGCUGCAAUGCGAAGAAUGCACAUCACAACUCCUGUUGAGGUUCCCUUGACUGUUAACAUACCAAAUAGCCAUUCAUUUCAUGCUACAUCAGAAGAUUCACUACCUGCUGCAAUGCUAAGGAUGAACAUCACCACUCCUGUUUCUGUACAGAAGCAACCGAUGCCUAUAGUGACUGUUUUGGAAGGUAUGGAUGGUAGUGGAUCUCAAAUUGGCAACAAUCAAGGAUCUCAAAUUGUCAAAAAUAAAUCCAAAAGGAAAAGAAAACCAAGGUCUGAGGGGGAUGAUAUGCAUUUGAAGGCUGCUGUUCAGAAAUUUGUUGAGGGUAAUUGGGGAUAUAUAGUAAAACGCGAGUCCAUGAUGGGGGAUAGAACUGCUGCACAAUUAUCUCAGAGAUGGAGCAUUAUCACUCGUAAGAAGAGCAACACCAACUUGAAACUGGUAACCAAGGCCAAUGGCUCCCUACUAUCCGAGGUACAGCGGGCAGCUCUUCAUGCAAUGAACAUGGCUCUAGAUCCUUCUCCGAGGAACACAUUUGUGAAUAACAGCAUAGGUGUUGGGCAAGCUUUUGGUAGUGCCACUGCAGUGCGUCGUCUCAGCUUGAGGAGAAGUUUGGUUGAACCAAAACAGGUCCCGACUCAAAAGCACAACCUUGUUGGACGCGGCAACAAGAUGAGCUCCUGCGGAUCAGAAGCUGCUGGGAAAGCUAAAGUACAGCUAGGUGGCAGCCAUGGAGAGCAAGUGAAGAAAGAUGAUGAAACAGACCCCGGACACAAAAAACCGAGACUGAAUGGUGAAAUGCUAAUUUCUCAGAACCCUUGUCAUCUUGUAUAGAAAAAGGAGAGCGAUUUGGAUGGCAAGGUAGAUCCCUCAAGAAACUAGCCUAAAGAGAGUCGAAAAGAAGAUGAAAGUAACAACACUGGUUCCUGUUCUUCUUCCAUUGAAGAUGAGAAGAAGCAACAUUUUGCACGGGAGAGUAGAGGGAAUGAUGAAAGCAGAAGAC